CCUGAUGGCCACGGUCCUUCUGAUGUUAGUGAACCAUAUGUAGGAUUGCUAACUCAUUACAUUAAAUCUGAAUGUGCCAAAAAUCAAUAGGUAUCACUUUUCAUGCUUGGGGUGAAUCAUGCCAACUGAUUAACCUUUCUAGAUCAAGCUGUCUUUACCAGGUGCAACUAAGGAAGCUAAGUGAAUAGCUGGCAACCUUGAUUGUGUGCCAUGAUAGGAUUCUUCUUUAUUGGAAGAAGGCUGAACUGUGCUCAUGAAAGAGAUGGAAAUUACACAGAAGCAACCAAUGGACCGGACAGGAAGAUGAAAGCAGCGAAAGGAAGCAUGCAGCCUGUGUGGCCACCAGAGGUUGCUCUACAUCUCCAGCUGGUGGAUUUGGUACUAUUCGCCUUUUGUACCUUGGCCAGAAAAUUCCAUUUGAAAAUUUCUCUUUAAAACUUGGACUAUGAAGGAAGGAAAAUGUCUCUACGUAAUUCUGGUGAUGGCUAUAUACUGGUGUACAGAAGCCCUACCAUUGUCUGUGACUGCUCUUCUUCCCAUAGUUCUCUUCCCUUUCCUUGGUGUUCUCCCAGCCAGCAAAGUUUGCCCCCAGUAUUUUUUAGACACCAACUUCCUCUUCCUGAGUGGUUUAAUCAUGGCAGCUGCCAUCGAAGAAUGGAAUCUGCAUCGCAGGAUUGCACUGAGGAUCCUUAUGCUGGUGGGAGUCCAGCCAGCCAGGCUCAUUUUAGGAAUGAUGCUGACCACUUCCUUUCUGUCCAUGUGGCUAAGUAAUACAGCCUCUACUGCCAUGAUGUUACCAAUUGCAACUGCUGUUCUGAAAAGUCUUUUUGGAGAUGAAGGAACAUCUAGGAAUCACAACAGGGACAAGGAAGAAAACCAAGCUUCUGUACUCCAGAACAAAUUGCAUGUAGUGCCAACAGAGACGCAGCUUCUAGCAAGUACUGAUGAGAAAGACUUGACUGAGGAGAAGGAAGUCACAAUAGAAGUUUCUACAGAUGUAAGGAAGGAGGAGGAAUUCAAGACAAAUGUUUGGAAAGGCUUCCUCAUCUCGAUCCCUUAUGCGGCCAGCAUUGGUGGUACAGCAACACUAACUGGAACUGCACCAAAUCUCAUUCUUUCGGGACAGCUGAAGAGCUUUUUUCCAGGAUGCGAUGUUGUGAAUUUUGGCUCUUGGUUCGUAUUUGCGUUUCCCCUGAUGCUGCUUUUCCUUUUUCUCGGAUGGCUGUGGAUCUCCUUCCUUUAUGGAUGCAUUAGCUUAAGGGGCUGGAGAAAGAAGAAAUCGGAUAUACGAGCUGAUGCAGAAGCAAGAGCCAGAGCAGUAAUAACAGAGGAUUACCAGAAACUGGGACCUAUCAAGUUUGCUGAACAGGCUGUAUUUGUUCUCUUCUGCUUAUUUGCUAUCCUGUUAUUCUCCAGGGAUCCUAAAUUCAUCACAGGUUGGGCAAGCUUAUUUUCACCAGGGUUUGUCACAGAUGCAGUUACUGGAGUCACAAUAGUGACAAUAUUGUUCUUCUUUCCUUCAAAAAAGCCAUCCCUUAAAUGGUGGUUUGACCUAAAAGCGCCAAACACUGAGAAUGAACCCUUGCUAUCGUGGAGAAAAGCCCAGGAAAGCGUCCCUUGGAAUAUUAUCAUCUUGCUUGGAGGAGGCUUUGCUAUGGCCAAAGGAUGUGAGGAGUCAGGCUUGUCUGUCUGGAUUGGAGGUCGGCUUGAUCCUUUGGAGAACCUCCCUCCUCCUCUGGCGGUUAUUCUCAUCACAAUCGUGAUUGCGAUGUUCACAGAAUUCGCCAGCAACACAGCCACAAUCAUCAUCUUCCUGCCUGUUCUGGCAGAACUGGCUAUCCGUUUGAAAGUGCAUCCUCUCUACCUAAUGAUACCAGGGACUAUAGGAUGUUCAUUUGCUUUCAUGCUUCCAGUCUCCACACCCCCAAAUUCAAUUGCCUUUGCUUCUGGGCACUUGCUGGUCAAAGAUAUGGCAAGAACUGGUCUGCUUAUGAAUCUGAUGGGAGUUAUGCUUCUGAGCCUGGCCAUCAACACUUGGGCCACAAGCAUCUUUCAGUUGGGCACCUAUCCUGCCUGGGCCAACAUCCAUUCAGAAAAUACAACUGCUCUGCAGAUGGAUGUGCAGAACAUCACAUUGAACUCAUUGAGUAAAUUAUGAAUGUUGCAACCUUGUUUGAGCAGGGGGGAAAUCCUCUGUUCAGAUUGUGCACUGAAUUAAAUCAGCAUCCACUACAAGUAUGAACAGGUGGCAGUGCAGUUGAUACCCUCCCGACCCAGGACUGCCCUGUUAUUUUAUGUUUUGUUUAUAAAUAUUGGUUUCUCAGAAGACUUUCUCCACCUCUGUGCAGAAUCCCAUCAAGCAGUACUAGGUAGGGUUAGUCUUUCAUUGUUUGGAGACUGACAGGUCUUUCUCCAUCUCUUCUCUUGUAGAACUAAAGGGAACUCUUUUCCUUUUUUGACUAAGGGGAAAUCAUCUAAUCACCAUCUAGCCACUCAUGUGGCUAACUGAAAAGAGAAGCAUAGAGCAAGUGAAACAACAAACUAACUUCUUUUGGACAGGAGAACCAUUUAAAUAUUGCAUAUUGCAUAUUCUUUACCAGUCUAUGAAGCAAAAAUAAAAAGAGAUCUUUUGAUCUCCUUUAUCCUGGGGGAUGACUAUUUGGCUGCAUCAGUUGCUCUUUGGGUGGAAGAGCCUGGAACAAUUGUGUUGAUGAAAUUACAAAGCCUUGCCCCGAAAGAUAGCCAGCAGCUGAAGAUUUUGAAAUCCACUGGAGAUAAAAGUAGAGGACUGAGGGUGGAGAUACAGAAAUAAGACUAUGAUAAUUAGAAAAGUAAAACAUUUAUCCCUGUCUUGUAAAUGCAAGCAUAGAAUUUAAGAAUGUAAGAACAACAUUCCAGUAUUCAGAAAGCUGGGGAUGAAUUUGGAGAGCGCAGCAACUGGGCACCCAAUUUGAUUGAAAAAAGAUGGCAGUUAGUGGCCAAAGGAUUCUUGGUACCUCUCAGACCACACUGUCAUUUCUUGUUGCAGAGUUUGAUGACAUUUUUCAGCUGUUACUCCUUUUUCAGUAGACUCCCCCAUAAGAUUAGACUAGCAGGGUCAGGCCACGUGAGUGCUCUUAGCUCACUGUCUUUCACAUUUGUGCUUUACUUCCACAAAAUAAAUUUUAUGCAUUUUCCUUAAAUACACGUACUUCCUUUCCCAGAAAUUACAUGGCUAGGCAUUUUAAUUCUACAUGUACUAAGCAUUAAUUAAUAUUCUUAAUAACUGAAUGCUUACUAUUGUACCAGAUACUUAUUGACCCUGCCUUGCUUUAAAAAAAUGGUGUAACGGGCUAAGAAGAAGGGAGAACGGAGAGAGAAUCCUUGAUACCGAAUUGUGGCACAAUCCUGUAUUUGGCAUAGGCUGCCUGUUAAAGAAGAAAUGCCUAAGGGUGCAGUCUUAUGCAAGUUAGACAAAAUUAUGUAAAUUCACAGAUUAGAAAUGACAAAGGAAAAGGAUUUUAAUGCAGGAGUUGGGGCGGGACAAUGCCCUGAAAGAGGAACGAGAAUGCCUACAAGUCUAGGCGAAUCAUGCAAAAUCUUGUACCCUUUCAAUAAAGUAUAACACUUUGAUCAUUAAGUCCAGGAAAGGGCAUGUAAACAAUGACUGACCAUAAGAAGCAAUGUGAACUGUAAACCCUCCUUCUGAAUAUAGCAGCAGCAGUGGAUUGUGUGAAAAGUGGCAGUUUUGGUACAUUUUUCAGACCUGUGUUAUAGCCCUCCAGAUCCCAUCUAUUAUCCAGAUGACAUUUCUUCUGUUUGUCCUGCCAUAUUUCUAGUGAUGGUAUCCUGACUAUCUACACACAGUGCUGCCAUUUCUAAUGAAAUGUUGGAAGGUGCUUUAUGCCAUUGGAGGUCCAUCUUGUGGUUAUUUGAGGCCCACACAAAAAGCUAUCAAAUCAAAGCAGGUAAAUUCCUAUCCUGGUAAGCAGAGUGAGGUCACUGUGGACAAGAUCCAGUUAAUGAGAUAUAAUCCAAUGUAAAUAGAAAAGUCAAGGCAGAAGAAAGCAGGGCUAUGGAUAGCUUUCUGGAGCCCUGCUUGGUGGACCGAUCCACUAGGACUGUAGGAGGAAGCUGUCCCAGUAGGAAGUGAAGCCAAUUUAAGGCUUAUGUAGUCUGGAAAGACGUGUGAUGUUGUCAGCUCUGUUUCUCCUGGAGAAGCCAACUGGGCUGAUUUUGUAACCUGAGACUUCUGCAAGGCUAGGGAGAUGGUGUUUCUUCUGGGCACUCAUUCUCUGAGCACAGGAUGAUGGCAGGGCUUGUUUGUGUGCGAGGGCUAGCCCUGGAUAAUCCACUAACUGCUUAGCCCCCAGGAAGUAGCCUGUGCCUUACCUUGAGUUUCAUACUGGACAGAGGGCCGGGGUUUUGACAUACCUAGCUCUAUAUUGUCCCAUCCAGCUGGCUGUGGAUCUCAAAGAUUUUAAACUGGAUCUUUUUCACUCCUUCCUGGAUAUGCUAGAGAAUGAACCUGGAAUUGAACUUUGGCAUGAAAAGUGUGCGUUCUACCUGUGGCCUACAGUCCUUGUUUGGUGCUCAGUAUUGGCAUGUUUAUCAGGAUCAGACCCAGGUAGAAGUAAUCUUUAGAUGCCAGGAUUUGGAAAAAUGUGUGGGCAUUAUAUGUGAUCAUGACACUUGACAUGAAGAUUAUUCAAAGGCUUGUGAAAGACAAAUUACCAUAGUACUUUAGUAUGAAAUGUGGUGCUUUCCUCUACCACAUGGUAUUUUACAAAGUUUGGGUGUUGCCAGUUAUGUCCACCAGUUGUAAAAUCUGGCAUUGACUUGCAGAUAAAGCAUUAGACUGGUUUUAUUCUUGCUCAGCAACUAAUUCACAAGACGAAUGCAUACAAUUAAAUGUUUUAAGCAUGGUUCCGGAAGAUACUUCCCCCACACUGUGACCUAGGUUUCAAAACUUGCUUUAUUUUAAACGUGGUAUGUAAUUGUUUAUACCUAUCUAUACUCAGAACUUACAAACGUUUUGCAAAAGCACAUGAGAUACAGUGGUAACAGAUGAGUUUGCCAAACUCAAAACUGAAUCAAACUGGAAACAAAAACCUGGUUUUAUUACCUUGGGGCAGAAAAAUACACCUACAUUCAUCACAGGAGGGAACUUUCAAACCAGCUUCACGACACUUAAAUGUUACAGUGGUCUUCACUCCUAAGGCAUGUCGCUGCCUCACAGUCACAUUUCAGAUGGGGAUAAUGGUGACCUAUUCUACUUCCUAAGUGAUAAAUUUACUACAUUCAGUUCCUGCUGCUAACUAGAGAAUUGUGGAAAGGUAGUGCAAUGACCUAUGUUGACCGAAGAUCUCUUUAAAAGUCUGUGCUUUUGCGAUAAAGGUGGCCACCAGAGACAUGCUGCUUUAGUGGGCAUUGUGGAGGAUUAUUUGUGUUCAGGUAUUGAUGGGAGAUUUUUGAUCUCUAUAUAUAAAAUUGAUUAGCUGGGUACUUUCAAUGAAAGUGUCUGUAAAUGGACAGUGAUCCAUUGUAAUCCAGAUUUUACAAUUGCUGUUGUAAUCCAGAUUUUAUAUUAUGUAUUGAAUGUUUGCAGAAGGACUGGACAAAGCAGUUGAAAAUUGGUGCUGAAUGCAUGUUUUGGAAGACAUGACAAUGGAAGUUGUGCUGAGCAUGGGAAGGAGACUUGAGAGUGAAUUCUUGCGAUGAUGUAGAGGAGAGUGACUUUGUAAUUCUGUGUUAUUGUGCCUUAUUUAGGAUCUGUUCCUGGAAUAUACUUGGUGAAUACAACCAUUAGACCCACUUCUCCCUCUUUCUUUUUACCGUAGCUGUGGUUGAUGUAAACAUUGCAUCAUAGAUGCGAGGGUAAGCCAGAGGUCAAGCUGAAAGCACCAGAUCAGUCUCUAUGCCAAAGUCUCAUGAUUAUGAGGACUUAAAAUAAUGCCCUCUUUACCCUACUGCACUGUUGUGUUCUGCAUUUGUGAGUCACAGAGAAGGACAGUACUUACAUCUCUUUUCUUGGUAACCAUCUGUUAAGCUCAUGUAAAGUUUCCAUAGCAUCAAAUCAGAGGCAUAAGUUCAUUGGUGUAACAGACACUGAAUCAUAAUCCAUUCCCAUUGGCAAACCUAAGCUACAAUCCUAUGCACUUUACGCGUACUUCUUAUCAUCUUCUGAAUAAAAAUGAUGAUAAUUGACAAAACAUUGAAGCCAUUUGGGAAUUCUGAGUGACAGGGUAAACAAUUUAUUUUAAAUUGUUUACACCCCAGCUUUUCUCCUAGGAAUUCAGGGUGGUUAAUAACUAAAUUAAUAAUUGUUUUUUAAAACUCAAAGCAAAACCCAGAAAUAAGUUCAAAACAACAAGUGGAAAAUCACAUGCCACAUGCCUUCCUAAACAAAGAAUAGUCUUCAGCAGCUUGUAGAAGGCCAUCAAUGAGGAAAAGAUUGAUUCCUUGGAAGUGAUUUUAAAAGCCUUUCAAGGGAAACCCAUCUCAUUUAGGACCAGUUACUGGAACCCCUGCUCUUUGUAGGGUGGCCACUUCAUAUACCCAGUCUGUGAUUUGCAUUGAAGAGCAGCCCGAUUACAGAAGUUUAGGCUGAUGCAGCUUUUCCAGAUAUAGAGGCAAGUGGAGGAAAAGAACCUGUUGAAUUUUUGGGGCAUCAAGUUGUGAUUAAAAGCAUGCGCAUGGUCAGUAAAAAAAGUGGGGGAGGCAAUUUUGUUCCUCCUCCUCAGCCCACAAACACUGCUCUUCUUUCAGCAGUCUUGCACCUAUUGUUGCAUAAAGACUGUUAGAGUUUGGUUUAAGAAAUCCAGUGCAGGCACAAAAGUGAAACAGAUACUGAAGCAGCAGCGCAGUAGCUAUUGGUGGCACUGCUUGGGGGAAUUCUUUCUGGCCUCUGCAGGACAGCAUUAAGGAAUUAAUAUUGUUGCGAGUAUUUUUAAUAUACUAUACAGGGAGUUAGUACAGGUAGUUCAUAUUGUUACAAUUGGGACAACUGGUGCUGUGAGCUUCCUGGACACAAAUUGCACAUCCUUGAACUUAACCUGAUGCCUGCCACUGUCACUAUGUUUAAUUCCUGAUUGGGAAUAUUUUGUUUCAUUUUUUUAAAAGGUUGGAUUGUUACUCAU
Messenger RNA from Varanus komodoensis (Komodo dragon), 7118 nucleotides. RefSeq names its product solute carrier family 13 member 3 (gene SLC13A3). Gene Ontology annotation, cellular component: membrane. Lineage: Eukaryota; Metazoa; Chordata; Lepidosauria; Squamata; Varanidae. The record is from RefSeq and is a predicted model, not a curated record. Gene Ontology annotation, molecular function: citrate transmembrane transporter activity; succinate transmembrane transporter activity; sodium:dicarboxylate symporter activity. The transcript has 13 exons. Gene Ontology annotation, biological process: monoatomic anion transmembrane transport; citrate transport. Bases 446 to 2158 code for a protein of 570 amino acids.